Schistosoma turkestanicum is the source of this 1707-nucleotide messenger RNA. Lineage: Eukaryota; Metazoa; Platyhelminthes; Trematoda; Strigeidida; Schistosomatidae. The record is from the annotation of a GenBank genome assembly.
AUGUUAACAUCGAAUAAUACUAUAAUGUAUUGUUGCUUCACUAACCUUUGUCUUAUUUUUCCAGAAGCUAUAAUAAUUGAUGGAGAAACGAAAGCCGAUAAAACGACGACUGAGGGACAAACAACCGUCGCUGAUCAAACAGAUGAAGACUCAUUCGCGGUACCGUCUGUCCAAAUAGAUGAUGGAGACAUGGGUGCUCAUCAACGAGAGAUUGAGGAAGAAACAACCGUCGUUAAUCAAACAACUGAAGACUCAUUCGCGGUACCGUCUGUCCAAAUAGAUGAUGGAGACAUGGGUGCUCAUCAACAAAAGAUUGAGGUAGAAACAACCGUCGUUAAUCAAACAACUGAAGACUCAUUCGCGCAACCGCCUGUCCUGAUAGAUGAUGGAGACAUGGGUGCUUAUCAACGAAAGAUUGAGGAAGAAACAACCGUCGUUAAUCAAACAACUGAAGACUCAUUCGCGGUACCGUCUGUCCUGAUAGAUGAUGGAGACAUGGGUGCUCAUCAACAAAAGAUUGAGGUAGAAACAACCGUCGUUAAUCAAACAACUGAAGACUCAUUCGCGGUACCGUCUGUCCAAAUAGAUGAUGGAGACAUGGGUGCUCAUCAACGAAAGAUUGAGGUAGAAACAACCGUCGUUAAUCAAACAACUGAAGAUUCAUUCGCGGUACCGUCUGUCCUGAUAGAUGAUGCAGACAUGGGUGCUCAUCAACGAAAGAUUGAGGAAGAAACAACCGUCGUUAAUCAAACAACUGAAGACUCAUUCGCGGUACCGUCUGUCCAAAUAGAUGAUGGAGACAUGGGUGCUUAUCAACGAAAGAUUGAGGAAGAAACAACCGUCGUUAAUCAAACAACUGAAGACUCAUUCGCGGUACCGUCUGUCCAAAUAGAUGAUGGAGACAUGGGAGCUCAUCUACGAAAGAUUGAGGUAGAAACAACCGUCGUUAAUCAAACAACUGAAGACUCAUACGCGCAACCGCCUGUCCUGAUAGAUGAUGGAGACAUGGGUGCUCAUCAACGAAAGAUUGAGGUAGAAACAACCGUCGUUAAUCAAACAACUGGAGACUCAUUUGCGGUACCGUCUGUCCAAAUAGAUGAUGGAGACAUGGGUGCUCAUCAACAAAAGAUUGAGGUAGAAACAACCGUCGUUAAUCAAACAACUGAAGACUCAUUCGCGCAACCGCCUGUCCUGAUAGAUGAUGGAGACAUGGGUGCUUAUCAACGAAAGAUUGAGGAAGAAACAACCGUCGUUAAUCAAACAACUGAAGACUCAUUCGCGGUACCGUCUGUCCAAAUAGAUGAUGGAGACAUGGGAGCUCAUCAACGAAAGAUUGAGGUAGAAACAACCGUCGUUAAUCAAACAACUGAAGACUCAUUCGCGCAACCGCCUGUCCAAAUAGAUGAUGGAGACAUCGGUGCUCAUCAACGAAAGAUUGAGGAAGAAACAACCGUCGUUAAUCAAACAACUGAAGACUCAUUCGCGGUACCGUCUGUCCAAAUAGAUGAUGGAGACAUGGGUGCUCAUCAACAAAAGAUUGAGUUAGGAGAAACCGUCGUUAUUCGGACAAAUGAAAACUCGUUCGGAGAACCGACAAUCAUACUAUUUGACGGAGGAUCGAAAGCCGAUCAAACGACGACUGGUGAAGAAACAGACAUGUUCUCCGCAACAACAACAACAGACCUAAUCGAUGUAACGCCAGUCUAA